GGCACCGGAGUCCUGCCAGCUGCCCCACGAGUAGCCACGGGCGCGAUCGGGGCUAGACGUCUCCUCCUCCAUGAUCACUUUGGGAGCCGGGGGAAGACUUUGCCUGGCCGUGAGAGCUGGUCUGAGUUUCCCAGGCGCGGCGGCGGCGGCAGAGCAGCAGCAGCCGGGUCCGGCUGGGAGCGGCCACAGCCCGGGGCGUGUGUGCCCCGCGCGUAGCGGGCUCGGGCUCCCCGCGGAAUGUCCCCGGGGCGCCCCGCGCGCUGACCCCACGGCUGCCUCCGCCUUCGGCACCUUCUGCCUCUCUCGGGCCAUCCCUGCGUUCGGGACUGCGAGCACACAGGCUCCAGGGCAGUGGGGAAGCCCCCGGGGGUGGGUGACCUCAGCUGGCCGCGACCCAGCCCCUUCCCCGUGCGUAUCUCGCUUAAGAUGGCAGCGGAGUCUGGGGAACUAAUCGGGGCUUGCGAGUUCAUGAAAGAUCGGUUAUAUUUUGCUACUUUAAGGAAUAGACCAAAAAGCACAGUAAAUACCCACUAUUUUUCCAUCGAUGAGGAGCUGGUCUAUGAAAAUUUCUAUGCAGAUUUUGGACCUCUGAACUUGGCAAUGGUGUACAGAUACUGCUGUAAACUAAACAAGAAACUAAAAUCAUACAGUUUAUCAAGAAAGAAGAUUGUGCACUAUACCUGUUUUGAUCAACGGAAAAGAGCAAAUGCAGCAUUUUUGAUAGGUGCUUAUGCUGUAAUCUAUUUAAAGAAGACACCAGAAGAAGCCUACAGAGCACUCCUGUCUGGCUCAAAUCCCCCCUAUCUCCCAUUCAGGGAUGCUUCCUUUGGAAAUUGCACUUACAAUCUCACCAUCCUCGACUGUUUGCAGGGAAUCAGAAAGGGAUUACAACAUGGAUUUUUUGACUUUGAGACAUUUGAUGUGGAUGAAUAUGAACAUUAUGAGCGAGUUGAAAAUGGUGACUUCAAUUGGAUUGUUCCAGGAAAAUUUUUAGCGUUUAGUGGACCACAUCCAAAAAGCAAAAUUGAAAAUGGGUAUCCUCUUCAUGCCCCUGAAGCCUACUUUCCUUAUUUCAAAAAACAUAAUGUGACUGCAAUCGUGAGGCUGAAUAAAAAGAUUUACGAGGCGAAGCGCUUCACGGACGCUGGCUUUGAGCACUAUGACCUGUUCUUUAUUGAUGGCAGCACACCCAGUGAUAACAUCGUGCGAAGGUUCCUGAAUAUCUGCGAGAACACAGAAGGGGCGAUCGCAGUUCACUGCAAAGCUGGUCUUGGCAGAACAGGGACAUUGAUAGCCUGUUAUGUAAUGAAGCACUACAGGUUUACACACGCUGAAAUCAUUGCUUGGAUCAGAAUAUGCCGGCCAGGCUCCAUUAUAGGACCCCAGCAGCACUUCCUGGAAGAAAAACAAGCAUCAUUGUGGGUCCAAGGAGACAUUUUCACAUCCAAACUAAAAAAUAGAACAUCCAGUGAUGGAAGUAUUAACAAAAUUCUUUCUAGCUUGGACGACAUGUCUAUUAGUGGAAACUUAACUAAAAUACAAAACGUGGAAAGAUUUGGAGAGAAUAAUUUAGAAGAGGAUGAAGAUGUGGAAAUGAAAAAUGGUAUAACCCAAGGAGACAAACUACGUGCUUUAAAAAGUCAGAGACAACCACGCUCCUCACCAUCCUGUGCAUUUAGGUUGGAUGAUAUGAAAGGGCACCCAAGAGCAGUGUCCCAGCCUUUCAGGUUGAGUUCUUCCCCACAAGGAUCUGCAUCUUCUUUGAAGACCUCAAAAGCGGCUUUGUCCCCUUCUGUGACGGCCAAGAAGAUAAAUAGGGGUUCUUUGUCCUCGGGUGCCAGUGUAAGAAGCUUUUCCAUAAACUCCCGGCUUGCCAGUUCUCUAGGGAACUUGAAUGCUGCAAUAGAUGAUCCAGAGAAAAAGACCUCAUCACCCUCCAAGGCAGGUUUCGUAGCCAACCCCUUCACCAACCUCUUGAAUGGCAGCUCCCAACCAACUGCCAGGAAUUACCCUGAGCUCAACAACAACCAGUACAACCGAAGUGGCAGCAGCAGUGGAAGCAACCUGAACAACCACCCCACCCCCCGGAGCACCAAGACAAAGGAACACACCGCCAUCCUCCAACCCUCCUACACUGGGCUCUCUUCCUCUUCUUCUGCAAGAUUCCUGAGCCGUUCAAUCCCCGUAAGUUCACAGACACCACCUCUUGGUCCUCAAAACCCUGAGCACAACUUUUAUGCCUUGCCUUCCCAGCCAAGGCUGCCACCAAAGAAAUUUAAUAGCGCCAAGGAGGCCUUCUGAUCAAUGCCUUCCCUCUGUGUUAUGAAACUGUCUCAGCGUGUACCUCCUGCUGGCUCCUCUUCAAGUAAAUGCCGAGUUUCAACUGGGUUUUCUUCCUUCCUUUUUUCUUUCUCCCUUCCUCCUUUUUAAGUGGUUUCUCUCCCCUUUCAUUCCCUUCACCAUGGACACUGUCGACAUAAGUUACUUUUCAGCUAAGUUUUCAAACCACUCUGAGUACCUAGCACAAAGCCAGGAGCUGACUCAUGUGAUACACAGUGUUUGUUUUGGUUGUGGUAGUAUUAGGAAUUAUGGCUUUUUCUACAUCAUAUAUUAAUGAAUGAAUUUUGGAGUAUCUAGAUGUGGAAUGUACUGAUUGAACAGUAUCUUCCCAGAACCAAGCUUCAGGCCAUGAAUAUUUCACCUCCUGCAGAGAACUGACUGAGAAUUAAUUAAGUGCCUAAUGGAAGCUGUUUAUAAGGAAGGCUUAUAGAUAGGUACCGGGAUGUUGGCGGAGGGGAAGGCAGAGUAUCAGGAAGAUAUUUAAAAUUAGCCAUCAUUCUUCUAGAGACAGGCAGGAUGAGCUCCAAACACAUUUUACCAGUGAGAUCUUCAUUUAGGUUACCAAACUCCCCUUUAAAAUUAUCAGUAAUCCCUGUUAGGUAAAAUAUGUUGGUUCACCCCCUUCUGUAAUCACUUUAAUCACUUAUUUUGAUUACCUUAGGAAAUUGAGAUCUAAGGCACGUGAGUUUUGAUUUGAGAGGAGGCAAAAGGAUGAAAUAGGAAGGAGAAAUGGAUCCCACAUAUCAAGGAAAUUUGAAACUUUGUGUUCGGGGCUCAAGCAAGCCCCGUGAGUGUCCUGGAAAGGCAAAUAAUUGGGUGUCCUGGGGAGGCUACAGCCUGGCAUCCCUUCAUACCACUAUUCUUUAAACAUCCCCUCAGCCAUUAUUCAGGGAGAAGCCAACUUCUGCUUGGGAGAAGAGGGGAGAAGGAAAAGUGCUGGUGGCAGCCCUUAGUGUGCUACUCGUGGCCCAGUCAGCAAAACAACAGUACUGCUCCAAUAGUUAAUGGGACUCACUCUCCAUAGACGGCAGUUUAGAAAUCGUUUUUCUAACGUGAGAAUGCGGCACGUGCGCAUGCGUGUGUGCGGGGGAUGUGUGUGUUGGUUGAACCUAUUACCACUCUCAAACCCACCCUAGCCCUCUUUUCGGUGUGUUUUUGUUUUCCUUUAUCCUCAAACAUUCCUUUCCCUAAGAGGGGCUCUGGCAUAUAUAAUUUUCUCCAUCUUAUUUUAUUCCCAGCGAUUGUUUUUAGCAUUAUUUUAGGUUACGUUUGUAGAUCAGUAAUCUAAUCUGCCAGUCCAUCCUACCCCUUAAUCUGACCCUAAUUCCAUUACAUAAAUUGAGAACAUGUAUAUCAUUAAAACUCAAAUCCAUGUAACUGGGGAUGAGAUGGAAAAUGAUAAUAUAUUUAACUCUUCAUAGCUAUGUUUACAAGUCAUGUAUUUCACAGCAGGAAUUGAGUUCAGGCAAUUUUCUCACAUACCAGUUGGCAUGAACAUUGUGCCAUAUGUCAGCCUUUUUUGAAAACAGGAGUGCAGACCUUUUCCAUUUUCAGAAAGUGUCAUACAUGUAGAUAUGUAGAUAAUCAUAUACAUUUCUUGCAGAUUUCAAAGUUAAAGGUUUUGCAUAAUCCACACUUUUAACUGAAUACCAGAAGGGUUGGUAGCUUGACAAGAAUUUGUUCUUCUUUUUCUAAGUCUCAGUAUUCCUCUUUGUUAGUGGAAGCAUGGGAGCAUUCUUUAGGAGAUUGCUGAUUUCCCCCCAACUGGUGAUUUUUUAUAUAACUGAAUUUUGGUCUCAUGCCAUAGUUUAUUUCUUCUCACUUCUCCUCCUCUCUUCUUCUUCCUAUCCCUCUUCUGUCUGGAAUAGGGUAAUUUUCCAAUAAUUGAAUUUAAAGUAAUAAUCUGUGGGGGCAGCUGCUGCUGCACCCCUCUUCUCCCUCCUAAAUUUGUCACCUUAUUGUAAAGAAAAGUAUUUAUAAAUAGAAUUGCCAGCAUGACAAUAUUUCCCCGCCUAUCGCCCUCCUAGGAAGUGAGUUGGAGCAGGUCUCUCAUAGCAGACCCUCUUUCUUUAUAUUUGCCUAGAAAACUUCCUGUAUGAGGAGGGCUCCAGGUCCUAAUCCUGCUGCUUGCUGGCAGAAAAUCUAACUUAAGAUGGAAAUUCCCAUUUUAGGUAGAAUAAAACUGGAGGUUGUGAGUUAUUUCUCCUUUAUUGGUCCAGUGCAGCUUUUCUAAUUGCUGUGGGUUUAUUGUCUAAAUAAGAUUGUACAUCUUUCCAGUGCUUCUGAAGAUUCAAGACACAGGACACUUGAAGAACUAGGAAUAAACCACUGAACAAAGUUUUUAAAUCCUUAGGUAGGAAAAGAAGUCUGCAUGGCAAUAUCCUCUCAGCACCUUUAAGAAAGACCCAGAAACUCUUAGGCGAUGCGGGUGAUGGGUGUUUAGAGGGAGUCUAAUAUUUUAAAAGCUACAAUUAGCAUCUCUUUUGAAAGCUGCAAUUGCUCGCUCAUUCUAUGCAGCAGUUCAGCCCCCAGAAAAAUGUAAAAAUGAUUUCCUUGUUCUGUCAUUAAAUGCUUUAACAUAGAAAACAAGAGCAACUGUUAAGGAAUCCUUAUGGUUGUGACAGAAUGGUGAGAAACAAGUUUUAUUUUUAUUCAUUUGGCCUCUUCUGUUAGUCUUGAGGUUUCUCCUGCCCAGUGCAAUGCAUAAGGCUUCAUUUGGGUUGACCCACUUAACUGUAAAAAAUCAGUUUCACUCCCUGACACUCAGAGGAGUUUUCAAAUGCUUAAGAGAUGAGGGACAUGUGAUUAUGGUGUGGGUGUGGUGGAAGUAUUUUAUUAAACUGAAACUACUUGAGGUAUCUGUCUUGAAUAUUUGCUUUUUUUUUUUUAAAAAGAGACUUAUCACUGAAUUGCUAUUCAUCCACCUUGUCCUUACCUGACUCCCAAGUGUGGGUUAGGCCAUGAUAGUUCUCCCUUAAGCUAUCCUAUACCGUGUGUUGGUGUCACUCGCAAUUCUCUUCUCUCUGUGAAUUUUAAUAAUCUGUUCCCUUGUCUGUGUCCUCCACUAGGUUGUAAGCUCGGUGAGGGCAGGGACUGUGCCUCUGUUUUUCAUAGUUGUAUGCCCUGUGUCGGGCAUUUGGUGGACACCCAUUAGCUAAAUGGGUAAAUAGAUGGUUAUUUAAAUGAAUGAUUGUGGUAAGAAUUUUUACCUCUUUUUUUUUAUUCAAUUCUAUUGAGAUAUAUUCACAUAACA
Messenger RNA from Choloepus didactylus (southern two-toed sloth), 5593 nucleotides. RefSeq names its product cell division cycle 14A (gene CDC14A). Gene Ontology annotation, cellular component: spindle pole; centrosome; nucleolus. The record is from RefSeq and is a predicted model, not a curated record. Gene Ontology annotation, biological process: positive regulation of cytokinesis; regulation of exit from mitosis; microtubule cytoskeleton organization. Lineage: Eukaryota; Metazoa; Chordata; Mammalia; Pilosa; Megalonychidae. The transcript has 15 exons. The coding region runs from base 427 to 2301 and encodes 624 amino acids. Gene Ontology annotation, molecular function: protein serine/threonine phosphatase activity; protein tyrosine/serine/threonine phosphatase activity.